UUGUGCCAAUUGUGAGCUCUAAGCAGAAGUUUGGGAGAGAGAGAAGUUACUCAUUUGCCCUAUUCCACACGGUGAGUCCAGGGGAGGGAAUCAACUGCACCGCAGGCUUGACCAGCAGCGCGGGGAAGCUCAGCCGUGGCCGACAGGACGGGACAGGGGCUACGGGGCUGCCUCUGAGCAUCGUCCUGGGUUCCAGACAAACUGCUCUACAGAUCAAGCGUUUGCCUUCCCUUUCCUAUGAUGGCCAGCUUCCUGUGCAAAGAGAGAAUGUAAAAGACCUCAAAGUCUGGAGAAAAAUGACCUUUCCAGGAGUACAAAGUAUACCUCCUGCUACAUGUUUUUGUCUUACUCACCUCUGAUAAGUGGGACGCAUGGCCCUGGGCCUACAGAAAGUCAAUUGACUAUCAGAACUCCUCACCAUGCAUCACCUGUUCAGACUGGUCUUAGGACAAAAAGACCUCUCCCGAGCCGGGGACCUCUUCUCCUUAGAGGACUCCGAGAUUGAAGACAGCCUGACAGAAGCUUUGGAGCAAAUUAAAAUAAUUAGUUCAUCUUCAGAUUACCAAACCAACAACAAUGAUCAGGCAGUGGUUGAAAUCUGCAUCACAAGAAUCACAACAGCCAUCAGAGAGACAGAGUCCAUUGAAAAGCACGCGAAGGCCCUUGUGGCGCUCUGGGACUCCUGCCUGGAACACAACCUGAGAACCUCUGGGAAAGAUGAAGACACUCCCCAUGCAAAAAUCGCCUCUGAUAUCAUGAGCUGCAUUUUACAGAAUUACAACCGGCCCCCGGUGAUGGCAUUAGCCAUCCCCAUCGCCGUGAAGUUCCUCCACAGAGGCAACAAGGAACUCUGCAGGAAUAUGUCCAACUACCUGUCCCUGGCUGCAAUCACCGAGGCCGAGCUCCUGGCUGACCACACAGAGGUGAUAGUCAAGAGCAUACUCCAAGGUAAUGCCAUGUUGUUGAGGGUGUUACCUGCUGUGUAUGAAAAACAGCCUCAUCCAAUUAACAGACACCUGACAGAACUCCUGGCCUUGAUGUCUCAGCUGGAACAACCAGAACAAUACCAUCUCCUACGGCUUUUGCACGUAGCUGCAAAGAGAAAGCAACCAGAGGUGGUUCAGAAGUGUAUUCCUUUCUUAAUCGGGCAUUUGAAGGACUCGACCCAUAAUGAUUUCAUCCUAAACAUCCUCACAGAGAUAGCAGGCUACGAACCAGUGGCUUUGAACAGUUUUCUUCCCAUGCUGAGAGAGACUGGUGAGCGAUUCCCCUACCUCAUUGGACAGAUGGCAAGAAUCUAUGGAGCUGUUGGGCAUGUGGAUGAAGAGAGAGCCAGGAGCUGCCUGCCAUUCCUGGUGAGUCAGCUGGCCAGCAUGGAGCACUCGUUUCACCACAUUCUCCUGCUGGAGAUUAAGAGCAUCACAGACACCUUCUCCUCCAUCCUGGGUCCUCAGAGCAGAGACAUCUUUCGCAUGAGCAACAGCUUCACUGCCAUUGCCAAGCUCCUUACCCGACAACUGGAAACCACCAAGCCCAGAAGUGGCAGGAGAAAAACCAGCACUGAAAUCGAAUUCCCUGAGAAGCUAGAAAGAACCAAGCUCACUGUAGCUGAAAAUGAAGACGAUGAAAAGCUCCAAGUUAAAAUACAGGCUUUUGAAGACAAAAUAAAUGCUGAAAGCAAUACCCCUGGAUCUAUCAGAAGAUAUAGUUUGGGCCACAUCUCCAAGGAAGAAAAAAAGGGAAUUAGAUUUAGCAGGUCGAAGAGUUUGGCUUUGCACACUGUGCUAACAAAGGGCAUGAGUUCAGAUGACGGGGAAGUUGUUGAGAGCGGAGAUAUACCAGCCAGCAUCUCCCUUUCAGAAAUAGACUCACUUAGCCAAGGAAAUAAGUCACCUUUUAAGGCAGACACUGAUGGAUCACAGCUGGGCAAUUCUUCAGUUUCACACCCAAGUAUUAUACACAUAGAAUCAGAGAAUCUGCCAGAAACAGUUAAAAAAAACUACCAGGAAGAAACUCUAGAGGCAACGGUGAGUCCUGUAGAAUACCAAGAUCAGCUCUACUUGCACUUAAAGAAGAACCUCAGUAAAGUGAAAGCAUAUGCUGUGGAAAUCGGAAAGAAGAUUCCAGUCCCUGAUCAGUGUACCAUUGAAGACUCCGUUAGAAGCUGUGUAGCCAAGCUGUUCUUCACCUGCUCUCUGAAGGGCCAUUACUGCCUGUACAGUAAGUCCAGCUUCAUUCUCAUCAGCCCAGAGCCUCAGCCGUGGAUCCAGAUCAUGUUUCUGUUCCAGCAGAGCCUAUUUCCAGAGCCCCUGUCCAUACAGAGUCGUUCUGUGCAGUUUCUCAGAUCUCUGUGGGAGAAGACCCAGGCAGCCGGUGCUCACAGCUUUGAAGCAGCCAUGAUGGAGUCCACAUUUCCGCAGCAAAAGGAUCUGGACCAGGUACAGCUCCAUCUGGAAGAAGUGAGGUUCUUUGACGUGUUUGGCUUCAGCGAAGCAGCAGGAGCAUGGCAAUGCUUCAUGUGCAACAACCCUGAAAAAGCAACUGUUGUAAAUCAAGAUGGCCAGCCUCUCAUAGAAGGAAAACUCAAAGAGAAGCAAGUCAGAUGGAAGUUCAUCAAAAGGUGGAAAACCCGUUAUUUCACGCUGGCUGGAAAUCAACUUCUGUUUCAAAAAGGAAAGUCCAAAGAUGAUCCUGAUGACUCACCAAUAGAACUCAGCAAAGUCCAGAGUGUGAAAGUUGUGGCCAGGAAACGCAGGGACCGCUCUCUCCCUCGGGCUUUUGAAAUCUUCACAGACAAUAAAACCUAUGUUUUCAAGGCCAAGGAUGAGAAGAAUGCAGAAGAGUGGCUCCAAUGCAUCAAUGUGGCAGUUGCCCAAGCAAAAGAGAGGGAAAGCAGAGAAGUAACCACAUAUCUAUAGGGAUUUGCAAGCCAACCUCACAUCGAUUGUAUACAAUGGCAUUGCAAUAUCAUUGCCAAUGUCAAGAAAAAGAUAUAAAUCCACCAAGUCAUGCUUUUUACUGAAUACCAGUGGGAGAGUUUUUCCUCAGAAGCAAGACCCAAAAGUAGCAGGAUUCUUAUUACGUUUCAUAUCCUAAUGGCGUUUGCAUUAAUUUUGGAACACCUGGUUGGUGCACACAGUAAGGAAAAGGAGCUACAGGUGGGAUGGGGCCAGAAAGCAGAGUGUUGGGAUCCAGGGGCUUCUGUAGAUACGUCAUCGUACAUUACAAGAAAGCACCUUCAAAAGAUACCUGCAUACAUAUCCUGAGGAAAGAUUAGCCAUUUCCAAUGAAAACCACAGCAUGUCAAAAGUAUUAAAAGAAAAAAAAAACUAUUAGGAAAAGUCAAAUUAAGGACACUGAAGAAAACCAUAUGACUUACUUAUAGACAUUAUUACAUUUAUCCUCUCUUAAUGCAAAUGCAGCUAACCAUAGUAAAAUAGUUAAGCCAGUUAUGCAAUUCAAUUAAAUAUCUGUCUUUCGAGCUACUUAUCUGAUUGUUCCUUUUUGGUUUAUAUAAUAUGACCUGAAGUUUAGAUGCUUGCGUGUGUCUCCCACCCAGGGCAGUGAGUCUAAGCUAGGAUAAGCACAGGAAACCAUUUUCUCCAUCUUCAAAACGUGUGCUACGCCCAUUUAUACUAGAGAUUUCAUUUUAUUUGUUUUUAACUUGAGGUUUUAAAAUCCUAUACUUUUCUUCUUUGUAUUCAACCUUUUAAUGCCUCCAAAUUAGAAACAUUUAUUGGCUUUUGCCAUUACCCAUAUUUUUUUUUAAGAAUUAAGCUGUGGUAAGCAGAACUCUAGGAUGACUCCCAGUGACCCACACCCUGGUAUAACCUUCUCCCCUCGAGUGUGGGGCACCCCGUAACUUGCUUCUAACUAAUAGAACGUGUCAAAAGAGAUAGACAGGUCUCUCCAGUUACAUUACUUGGCAAAGAUAAAGAGAUUUUGCUGGUACAAUUAAGGUCUGUAAUCAGUGGCUUUGAAUUUGUUCAAAGGGCAAGCCUGACCUGAUCAGAUCAGCCCUUUUGAAGAGGACAAACAAGUCAGAGACUCUCCCCCAUUGGCCUUGAUUUAAGCAAGCUGCUCUGAGGCCUGCAGCUUCAAGGAAAUGAGCUUUGCCAGCAAUCAGCGAGUUGGGAAGAGGAUGCUGAGCCUCACACGAGAGCCCAGAACCAGCCGACACCUUGAGUGCAGCUUACGAAACCCUGAGCCAGGGACCCAGCUGACCCACUCUUGGACUCCGAACCCAUGGAAACUUUGAGAUAAUAAAUAUAUGCUUUUAUAAGUUGCUAA
Molecule: messenger RNA, 4290 nt
Organism: Phyllostomus hastatus (greater spear-nosed bat)
Lineage: Eukaryota; Metazoa; Chordata; Mammalia; Chiroptera; Phyllostomidae
Gene: VEPH1
Product: ventricular zone expressed PH domain containing 1
Exons: 14
Coding region: 420-2918 (832 amino acids)
Biological process (GO): regulation of signal transduction
Cellular component (GO): plasma membrane
Molecular function (GO): phosphatidylinositol-5-phosphate binding
Source: RefSeq, a predicted model, not a curated record